Molecule: messenger RNA, 984 nt
Organism: Dovyalis caffra
Lineage: Eukaryota; Viridiplantae; Streptophyta; Magnoliopsida; Malpighiales; Salicaceae
Source: the annotation of a GenBank genome assembly
AUGGAGGCUAGUCAAGAAACAAAGCAACAUAUGGUAGUAAAUUCAGAUGAAGAAGGGAGCACAAGCAUACACGACUUGCCAUCCUAUCCUUAUUUUCCUGUAAGUUAUGCUGCCAAUGGCCCGACACAGCUUCUAAUCCCUAUUGUUCAUCGAAGUUCGGAUACUGUAUGCAUGGUUGAUUGUGAUUCCCAAGAUUGUCCUGCUCGUAAAAUCGAUAUUGGCGUAGCUGGAAAGGGUGGCCCUCCUUUAAUGCUAACUGAGAAACAUACUGCUAUUCUGGUGAAAAGUUCCUGUAAUGGAUUUCUAUCUUUAUGUGACAAAGAAUCUGGUAAUCCUGUUAGCUUGUGGAAUCCAAUGCUCUGUGAGUACGUGUUACUUCCUGAAGUAACACGGGCAUCUUCUUAUCUAUCAGUAUCGUCUACUGUUAUAUCUGGGUUAGGGUUUGCAGAUAAAAAAUACAAAGUGGUUUGCUAUGAACUUAGUGCUAGAUUUUGUGGUACGAAUUUCAAUGGUAUACGUCAUUGGAAUAUAGAAGGUCAUGCUUCUGAAUUGAUUUAUUGUCUUGACGUUCGAAAUGAGAAAUUCUCAUGUCUUCCAUCACCACCUAUAAUUUCAACAAACAAGAAUAGGAGAGAUUAUUAUUGGUCUGACAUUGGUGUGCUUGAAGAUUUUCUCUAUAUAAGUGCCAGGAGUGCUUCUGAUUUGGUUCCUUCUGUCCAAGUUUGGUUGAUGAAGGAAUAUGGUUUCAAAGAGUCUUGGAUUAGAAUUCUUAACAUCAAAAGUCCACUUGAAGACUUGUGGAACAUUUAUCGCAGAUUUAAACUUAUAAAGGUUUUGAGUGAUGGAAAUAUCGUGCUACUUUGCGGUGAUCACUCUUUGCUUGUUUGUGAACCUAGAAAUCAAAGUUAUAGACAUGUAUUUCACAGGUCCGAUCCGAUGAUUGCUGUUUCCCCGAGCUUUGUUUCACUCGAGAAUGUGGCAUGA